Branchiostoma belcheri (Belcher's lancelet) is the source of this 1328-nucleotide messenger RNA. Its product is annotated as dolichyl-phosphate beta-glucosyltransferase-like. The record is from RefSeq and is a predicted model, not a curated record. Gene Ontology annotation, cellular component: endoplasmic reticulum membrane. The transcript is spliced from 12 exons. Lineage: Eukaryota; Metazoa; Chordata; Leptocardii; Amphioxiformes; Branchiostomatidae. The coding region runs from base 86 to 1072 and encodes 328 amino acids.
CCUCGGGAUAAAGUGCUAUGUUCAGUACAAUCAGAUUUGUCCGGUGGUCACAGCUGAUCGGAGACUACACAACCUGACAAACAAGAUGAUAGGUUUAGAUUUUCAAGUCUUACUUUAUCUUUUCGGUGGUGUUGCUGCCGUGGCGACGCUAGCGGUUGUGGGUCUGAUAAUCGUGCGACUGUCCUCCUCCCCUCCUGACCUGUCCAGACAUGAGACAGAGAAGUUUUUCUGUGAUCCGUCCAAACCUGGGUCCAAACUUCCCUUCCCAAGCAUCCACGACAAACCAACACUGGACCUGUCUGUCAUAGUGCCUUCUUAUAAUGAAGAGGAAAGAUUACCAGGAAUGCUGAAGGAAACAACUGAAUUCCUAGAAGACAGGCAGAAAAAGCAGCCAAAUUUUACCUAUGAAGUUAUAGUUGUUGAUGAUGGGAGUAAAGACAAAACCACUCAGGCUGGCCUGGAGUACAGCAAAAAGCUGGGCGUGGAGAAAGUUCGAGUUCUGACAUUCCACCACAACAGAGGCAAGGGUGGGGCCAUCAGACUAGGCCUGUUCAGUGCUCGAGGUAAACAGCUCCUGUUUGCUGAUGCAGACGCUGCCACAAAGUUUGCAGACCUUGAGAAGCUGGAAAAGAUCUUCAAAGAAAUCAACAAAGAAUCUCAUGGAAUGGCAAUAGUGUGUGGCUCCAGGGCUCACCUCCAAGAGGAAGCUGUGGCCAAUCGCUCCUUAUUCCGUACGUUCCUGAUGCAUGGGUUCCACUUCCUGGUGUGGUUCCUGUGUGUGCGUGGUAUCAGGGACACUCAGUGUGGAUUCAAACUUCUCUCCAGAGAAGCUGCAAUACGAGUCUUCUCCAACCUCCAUGUGGAAAGAUGGGCCUUUGAUGUGGAGAUGCUCUACAUCGCCCAGUGCCUCCGUGUUCCUAUAGGAGAGGUGGCCGUCAACUGGACAGAGAUAGAUGGUUCUAAGAUGGUGCCGGUGUUCAGCUGGCUACAGAUGGGGAGGGACAUCCUGCUCAUCCGUCUGCGCUACAUGCUUGGAGGCUGGAGAAUCAACUACAAGAGCAAGGCACAGUAGAGACAGCCGCAAGCUGUGCUGGGCACCAGUGAAGGAUGAUUCUUAAAGCACGUCGGCAGAACGUACUGCACCUGCAUGAAAACCGUAUUUUUCACUGUCUUGGUCAGAUUUUUGGUUAACGUUGCAUCAGAAUCUUGCCUGUUUGCAGAAGACAUCUUUUCUGAAGUAACAUUUGGAAAAUACAGACAGGAUGUUAACCGUAUAUACACGAAUACAACCUUAUAUGAGACGUUCUGCCGAAGUGCUAUGCACAAUA